Hyposmocoma kahamanoa is the source of this 2689-nucleotide messenger RNA. RefSeq names its product nephrin-like. The record is from RefSeq and is a predicted model, not a curated record. Bases 1 to 2457 code for a protein of 818 amino acids. Gene Ontology annotation, molecular function: protein binding. NCBI's taxonomy places the organism in Eukaryota, Metazoa, Arthropoda, Insecta, Lepidoptera, Cosmopterigidae. The transcript is spliced from 16 exons.
AUGGAGGUGCCGCGGGCUAGCCCCACUCGGAUGCUCUCUCUUUGGACUCUGUUGAUUGGCAGUUUCAACAUCACAGGUCUCCGGCCGGGGUCAAGUGUCAGGGCGGAGUCUCUCGACGUUGUCAAAGUGCCAGCAGUGUCAGGCGGGGAUGCGACUCUACCCUGCGAUACUCGCUCGCAGCCGUCAGACGUGCUUCUCCUUGUCGUAUGGUAUAAGGAUGACGUGCCUAUUUACAGCUACGAUGGCCGAGCAAAAGCAACGUCUGCUCACUGGGCGGAUGACAUGCUAGCGGGCCGAGCGAGAUGGCACUCAACGAAUCCAUCUGGCUUAAGAAUACGAGACGUGGUCGCCAGCGACCGUGCUUUGUAUCGGUGCCGAGUCGAUUUCAAGAUUUCUCCUACAAGGAAUCAUAAAAUUGAGCUCGAUGUUAUUGAGCUUCCGGAGAAGCCAAAGAUCUUCGAUGAGAAUGACAAAGAAGUAAUAGGAGCUGCAGGCCCUUACGUAGAAGAUAGUAGUUUGAAACUUACCUGUGUUGUAAGUGGAGGCAAACCAAUGCCUCGCCUGCGAUGGUGGCGUGACGACAAAGUUGUCACUCAACUGUCGCCGGUCGAGGAUGGCUCCAGAUUGAGUGUCCUCGAGUUGAGGAUACCCAGGUUGACCAGACAGUAUUUGGAAGCAGUGUAUACUUGUACUGCUGAUAAUACUUUGCUGGUCCCGCCUUUGAGAGUCAAUGUGCAGAUUCAGCUUUAUCUGCGACCACUUCUAGUUGAAAUUCUAGAAAGGGAGCAGCCGUUAUCAGUAGGCCGAGAAACAGAGAUAGCUUGCAGAGCAGUAGGCGCCAGACCUCCUGCCGUCAUCACUUGGUGGCUUGAUGAUCGGCAGCUACAGGUUGUAGAAGAUCAGAAGAACUCAGACGAUCGAAACGAAACAAUAUCAAUACUACGGUGGACGCCACUUAUGGAGUACGAUGGAAGAGUGUUAACAUGCCGCGCCACACACGUGAAGCUUGAUCGAUCUACUAUUGAAAGCACCUUGUCGCUUAAUUUGCACUAUGUGCCAAUAGUCACGCUACAGUUGGGUUCUAAAUUGAACCCAAACGACAUCGAAGAAGGAGAUGACGUGUACUUUGAAUGUGUCGUUCGAGCCAACCCGCCUGCUUACAAAGUUGUCUGGGAGCAUAAUGGCCAAAUAAUGACGCACAACCAAAGAGCAGGCGUCAUUGCAGGUUCCGCUCAUCUCGCAUUACAAGGAGUAUCGAGAGAACAAGCCGGGAAGUACGUGUGUACUGCAUCCAAUGUUGAGGGAGAUGGAAAAUCACGGCCUGUAAAAUUGCAAGUUAUUUAUAAGCCAGUCUGCACUAACUCACAAACAACAAUAGUUGGAGCUGCGUUAAACGAAGCUGCUAAAGUUACAUGUGAAGUGGAUGCCUUUCCAUUACCGAAAAACUUUCAAUGGACACUCAAUAAUUCUAUGGGUACCGUGGAACUUGAUCCAGCAAAAUUCACAAUCGAUCCAACAGGAACAUCUGUUCUUUUAUACACGCCAACAACAGAGACAGAAUAUGGAUCUUUGUCCUGCAGGGCAACUAAUUUAGCUGGGCGGCAGAUAGAACCUUGUCGUUAUACAUUACUGCCAGCUAUAAAACCAGAUCCACCAUUUAAUUGUUCGUCUUUGAAUUUGACUGAAGAUUCAGCUGAACUGAGAUGUGUUGCUGGCUAUGACGGUGGCCUGCGUACGACAUAUUUCGUCGAAGUUUGGGAAUCCGGGCAUCUCCUUGCAAACGUUUCAACAGCCAUUCCAGUGUGGAAAUUAAGGGGACUUGGCUCCGGCAAAGCAUUGAAGUUGCUCAUCUAUGCGCAUAACGCUAGAGGACGAUCUGAGACUACUACAAUGAGGGUGCACACUUUGUCAAGAUUAACAAUACAUACAGAGGCAAAAACAGCCAGUGUAAACGUCGACACGAGUUGGGCACUCGGCAUCAUUGCAGGCAUCAUCGGAACUUUGGCUGUCGUGGUCAUCAUUGCUGUUAUGGCAAGGAAACGGCAUCACCGACCGAUGCAAUACGAAGCUCCACUACAAACGGUGAAGGCUUAUAAGAACUCAAUGCAUAGCGCCAAUCACUCACCCUUACACCCAGACGACAAGAAUCCGGACGUCGUUCCUCUUGGAAAAGAUUUCAAGUGCACACGGGAAUCAGAGCGGCCGCCGGAGCCACCUCCCUACGGCGCAGUAGUGUCACCCCCUGUGGGGUCAUCGCGGAGUGCCCACAGCUUACAGCAGCAUGAAGCCAGAUCCACUACUCCGCACACACCUAAUACGCCUGCGUCUGAUGCUCAGAGCAUCGGUACGCUAGCGGACGACAGGCGGAGCGUGACCAGUGGGACUCUAUCGCGGCGAAGAGAAGUUGUCACUACGCGGACACCACUGCUAGCGAACGCAAGAGAAAGCUGUGUCUAGUCUGAUUACUGUAAUUUAUUUAAUCUGUGGCUCUUCACAUCUAAGGAAACUGGAUCUAUUUUUGUAUGUUAGGUUUUCGAAUUUUUAAUGGUUUGAAGUAACAUUGCUAUUUCUGUAUAGUUGAAGUUAUUUGCACCGAUGAAUGUUAUCUCUUGGAACGGCGUAUUCUUUUAUUACAAUAGGGUAAUUAAUACAUUACACUUCUUUUAUUUAUAGCGUAUACGGAUGUAAU